GCAGCAGAACUGGUACACCGGUUUAACAUUGGUGACAGGAGUCGGCAUUUUUCUUCACUAUGGAGACUCGCGGUCAGAUAUACCAGUGAUGUGUGAAAUGUGAAUGGAAGAAAUAAAGUCAAACAAUAGUAGCUUUAAGAUCAAGAUGGAGGGAACGCCGUUGUCAAGACAGAACUGACAUUACGACCAGCUGAUAAGACAAAACGUUACGCGCUUGCUUUAGUGUCGUGCAGGACAGUGACGAGGUGAACGUGUGCUGCCAUGUGACGCACUGGGUGGAGAAGAGACUAAUAGACUAAGAAUUCAUUGGAAGUUAGUCAGAAAGACAGGAGAAUCUGUGCCCGGGAUUAGCUACAGGAGACAUGGCGCUGUUCCCUGCCUACUCUGGUGAAGGCUGUGCAUCUCAGCCUGAUGGUGCUUCCCUUGCUUGGCUGUGCAAUGGAAGCUGUCCGCCAGAGGUCGGCCAGCUGCCACCCACUCAAAGUGUUGCAGCAGAAGAGGGGCAAGCAGUCCCAGAACCUGAAGAAGUGACAGCUAUCUCUGCAGAAGCUGUGCCAAGCUCCUUGCAGCACACAAAGAAAAAAAAGGAUAAAAAGAAACAUAAGAAAAAGAAAAAGAAGAAAAAGAAGAAUGAGUCCAGUGAAAGUAAUUUAUCGUCCAGCGAGGAUGAGAGGAGGUCACAAGAAUCAAGAUCAAACAGUACAGGAUCAAGGUCUGCUUCCAAGGACAAGAGAAGUAGGACAGCAUCAAGGUCACCAGAGAGGCAGAGGAUGAAGAGAAGGUCAGAAACAAGGUCAAUGUCAAGGGAAAGAAGAGUGAGGUCACCAAGCAAGAAAAGGAAGAGGAAAUCAAGGUCUAGAUCAGAAUCAAAGGAGAGGAGGAGGAGGUCAAGGUCAAGGAGAAGGUCCUGGUCAAGGUCAAGAAGGAGGUCACUGUCAAAGUCAAGAAGAUCUCAUUCAAGGUCAAGAUCAAGAAAGAGGUCGCAAUCAAGGUCAAGGAGGAGAUCUAGGUCAAAAAAGAGGUCCCAGUUAAGGUCAAGGCAAAGAUCAAAUUCAAAGUCAAGGAGAUCAAGGUCGAGGUCAAGAAGAAGAUCCUGGUCAAGGUCCAGAUCAAAGCAGAUGUCAAGGUCGAGAAGGAGUUCAUCAAGGACAAAGGUGUCUGCCUCGAGGAGCGGCCAGCACACACGCAUCAGUGCUGAGAAGUUCUUGUCUAGCAACAAAAGUGUCUUCCUGGAGGACAUGCAGGGGAUUGUGAAGCCAGAGGAAGCGUUCUUCAUUAGCACUGAGGGAGACGACAACAACAGAACCCUUGCCACCACCCACUACACACAGAUGGCGAGGUACAAGACAAAAACCAAGGGAGAAUUAGGAAGUUCACAAUAUCACCACAACUCCAACCAGAAAAAAAAGCCUUUAAGGUAUUAUAAGAAGACUGCUUUGAGAACCUUGUACACUGACCCCACACCAGUAAAGAAGCUUCUGUCAACCACAGAUGCCAUACCUGAGAACUACAUGCCCCUAUCUCUCACCUAUGCAGAGGAAGUCAAAGUCAAGAGUGCACCAGCAUCGACAGUCAACUCUCUGGGGAUAUAUGACAGCAAAACAGAGGAGUACUUGUCUGGCACUGGAGGACUCACCCCUGAGGACAAUAUAGAGACACACCAAGAUGCAGAGUUUGAGAUGUGGCAGAGUAAGGCUAAGAGGUACAAUGAACGGCUGGGUAAAGAGCCACACAAUGUUGCUCUUUGGCUGGAGUUUGUGAAGUUUCAAGAUAACUCCUACAAGUUACUCUACCGGGGAGGUGAUGGGAACACCAAAGAUGGUGAAGGGAAGAAACACAAGUUGACACAAAAGGCUCUGGCCGAAAGAAAAGUUUCUAUACUCGACACUGCCAUAAAGAAGAACAUGAGGAACCUUGAGCUGUGCUUUGAACGUUUGGAAAUUGGCAAGGACCUGUGGGAUGACAAAAAACUCAAGCAGGAAUGGGAUACCCUUGUCUUCAGCUUCCCCAAUAAGAUCAAUGUGUGGCACAAGUACCUGGCAUACGUACAGACUCACUUCACCUCCUUCAGUCUUGCGUCAGCCGUCCGAACGUUUGGCAAGUGCACAGAGAAGCUGCAGCAAAUGAGGGAUGGGGUGUUCCUGACCCACGCAGCGCCUAAGGACAUUGGCAGGUGUCUGGUGGACGUGUCGAUACAAGUGGCUCAUGUGUGGCGCCAGGGUGGCUUCAUGGAGAGGUCAAUAGCACUGUUCCAGGCACUGGUGGAGCUCAAUCUCUUCUGCCCCAAACAUUUCCUUGCCAAGGAUGUCACCUUGGAGGCUAGACUGGCAUUCUUCGAACCUUUCUGGGAUUCAAGAGCUGCAAGGUUUGGUGAAGAGAAUGCUGUGGGUUGGGCUGAAGUAAUGCAGAGAAGGGAACCUGUUCAGUUUCCAGAGGUAAUAUUAGAGGGGACGGUUGAUGAGGAGGACGACCUGAUAGCCCGGGGUGGCACCACUUCCACACUAUGGCUGGGCUUGGAGACCUCCCGUGAGAUGAGGCACUGGCUGCCCUGGGAGCAGGACCCUGAGGACUGUGAGGACCCAGACAGAAUGGUGCCACUGGAUGAACUUUCACCACAUCUCUUCACUCUCAAUUCAGACGAGGAGAAAUUUUACCUCGUCCUUCAGUUCCUGAGGUUCCUUGGAGUUCCUGAUAUUGAAGACUCUAGUUGUCAGGUGUUGCAGAGUCUUAAGAAUCCCAAGAGCCUGAGCACCAAGACUGGGAACGUGUUCAGACCGCUGGUGAUUGAAACGCUCAGUGACGCUAAUUUAUUUGGAAAUCAUUUCCACCAGAAACCAAAAAAUGUAGAUAAGAAUUUUUUGAGUUUUGAGGCUCUUGGCCCCUCUGUCACCAUGCCUGUGUGUGAUGCAUAUUAUUUGUUCCUGUGUAGGGCACUCCAACAAGCAGCCAAUGUAUUUGAGUUCCAGCACAGAAGAUACUUAACUCUCCUGCACAUUAAACUGCUAGGUGCUCAUUACCAGGCCAAGGUGCCAACUGGGAAUGAAGGCACAUUGAAGAGUGUAGGGAAGGAAAUCAAGAAAGAAAUAAAAAGCAUCUUGAAGUCAGAGGAAUUCAGAACAUGUUUACCUGUUUACCAAGUGUAUGGGAAGGUGGAGGAAACAAUGGGUCAUGUGUCAGAGGCUGAGAAUGUUUAUGUUACUGCCUUGACAAUUGGUACAACCUCUGGCAAAGCACUAAAUUCAAACAAUGAAGACUUCAGGGCAGUAAUGGAUCUCUGCCUCUGUUACAUUCGUCUUGAAAUGGAUCAAGAAGUUAAGAGCUGCACUGGAUGUCACAGCAACAACAUCCUGCAAUCGGUUUGUUCACUCGUCAAUGAAGGAAAGUUUGUAGCACCAGAUGGGUCACUACCACUAGGUGGAAAUCUUUUGAAAGCCAAGAAAAAAUUACUACAACUGCAGGAUCAUCAUAACCACUCAGAAAUUGAUAUGAGCAAUAGUGACACUCAGGAGAAUGAAAAGAUUCUUGCCAUCAAAUCAGUGACCUUUCUUGCCCUCAUACAGCUCCUCACUGUUGGCUUCCGCCCAGCGUGUCUUGUGUUUGAGUCCACCAUAGAGAAAGUCAGUGAGGCAGCAUCUAUAAAACUGGAGGAUACACCUCUGCCCUCAGCGGAGAAAACCAAUGCUGGAAACACAAAAAAUGAUCAUAGUAAAAUUAUCAAAGCAAAGAUUUUAGAGUGUUUGUAUGAAGAUUAUUUGUGGAUCAUUGAGGCGUCAGGACACUUAGGCCACCUGGUGAAGGAUGGCAGUAUGUCACCAGUGUGCCUGAGGUCUGUUGUCACUGCUGCCCUCAAGGCUGCACCAGAGAAUCCAAGAUUCUUACUCAUCCUUGCUCAAAACCAGAGCUGGCGUAACCUGAUUGGUGGACUUGAGGUAUUGUCCUCAGAGAGAUCCUCCAUCAUCACCCUGGUGUCCCAGCUGCUGCCUCACAUUCACAAGACCAUCUUCCUCAUCUCUCACACCAGUGAUGGCUUGCUGAGCUGUGGACACAGGCUGGAGAGCAUGCUGGAGCAGGCUGUGAGUAGGCCCCCUGGAAAUCACUGCCCCCUACUGUGGAGGCUGUACCUGGCCCUGGUAGCUGCCACUCGACCCAAAGGACUCAAGAAUCUCACAUACAGGGCCUUGGUGCACUGCCCAGGAGUCAAAAGUGUGUACCUGGACUGUGUGCGGCUGCUGCCUGGGAUGCUGAGGGAGGUGGUGAAACUCCUGACAGAGAAGGGGAUGAGAGUGAGGCUUCCACUUGAGGAGCUUGAGGUCCUCACUGAGAAGGAACUAGAGUUUGAGGAUGAAGAUAACAGUGAAAGCUCCAACAGUGAAGAGGAGGGAGAAAGUGUGCCUUAAUGGUAGGUUGGUUUAGUAGUGCAGUGAAGAUUAGUAUUAUCAUCAUCAUCAUCAUCAUCAUCAUCAUCAUCAUCAUCAUCAUCACCACCACCACCACCACCACCACCACCACCACCACCACCACCACCACCACCACCACCACCACCACCACCACCACCACCAUUGUGUGGUGGUGAAUAAUGAGUAGGUGGAAGUGUGAAAAGAAAUGGUAGUUGUCAGCUGUUAAAGGUUCCUAAAAAGAAAGGAGUUAUAUUUUCUGAAAUAAAUUAAUUUAUAUUUCAUACAAUGUCACUCUUAAUCACUUUGGCCACUGAGUCAUGUUCACUGAGCUGUCAGGUAGAGGCUCAGCCACACACUGGCUGCUGAGUCACACACCAACCUGAGCAUUGCAUAUUAACACAUUCUGUAGACAUCAUGUUUAUUAGGUAUAGGUAAAGAAUUUGCAUCUCUGUACAUCUGUGUAUCAGGCUGUCGUCUCCUGUAUCGGGGGGGGGGGCAGGUAGCCAAGACAUGAUGUCGUGUCUUGUCUUAGCAAUAAGAUUACAAAGGAGGGAUCUCUAGGCCACUCACUCUCUCUACUUUGACUCAUAAGGAGUAUUGUGGCAGUAUUCUUCCUGUCUGACAGUGUCCUUUUGCUGCAAGAGGGAUUGUGUGAAAUAUAGUAAACAUAAAUAUAUAUCUAAUUUCUAUA
Messenger RNA from Portunus trituberculatus (swimming crab), 5088 nucleotides. RefSeq names its product nuclear exosome regulator NRDE2-like. The coding region runs from base 363 to 4397 and encodes 1344 amino acids. The transcript has 11 exons. Gene Ontology annotation, cellular component: catalytic step 2 spliceosome. Gene Ontology annotation, biological process: regulatory ncRNA-mediated post-transcriptional gene silencing; negative regulation of RNA catabolic process. NCBI's taxonomy places the organism in Eukaryota, Metazoa, Arthropoda, Malacostraca, Decapoda, Portunidae. The record is from RefSeq and is a predicted model, not a curated record.